This is a messenger RNA of Dipodomys spectabilis (banner-tailed kangaroo rat), 2571 nucleotides long. It is a transcript of the gene Ankmy2, whose product is annotated as ankyrin repeat and MYND domain containing 2. The coding region runs from base 219 to 1535 and encodes 438 amino acids. Lineage: Eukaryota; Metazoa; Chordata; Mammalia; Rodentia; Heteromyidae. The transcript is spliced from 10 exons. The record is from RefSeq and is a predicted model, not a curated record. Gene Ontology annotation, molecular function: protein binding.
CCCGCCCGGCUCGCCCGAGCUCGCCCGGAGCCCGCCGGCCUCAGGGAGCUAGGAGAAAAGUCUAGCGCUUCCGUAGUUGGCUAUUCUGUGUCCUGUUCUCAAGUUGCCACAUUGCAGCUGUCUUUCGUAACGCAGACACGUCUUUUCUCUUUAUUUCUGUCUCUCUCUGUUUUUAACACUUCCACAGAAACAAAAUAACCUUCAAGCUGGCGGGAGCAAUGGUUCACAUAAAGAAAGGCGGGCUGACCCAGGAAGAAAAGGAGCUACUGGAAGUGAUCGGGAAAGGUACUGUCCAAGAAGCUGGAACACUAUUAUCCACUAAGAAUGUUCGUGUUAACUGUUUGGAUGAGAAUGGAAUGACUCCUCUAAUGCAUGCAGCCUACAAAGGAAAACUUGAUAUGUGCAAAUUACUUCUGCGCCAUGGAGCUGAUGUCAAUUGUCACCAGCAUGAACAUGGGUACACAGCCCUCAUGUUUGCUGCACUUUCUGGUAAUAAAGACAUUACAUGGGUUAUGCUGGAAGCUGGAGCAGAGACAGAUGUGGUCAACUCUGUGGGGAGAACUGCAGCGCAGAUGGCAGCUUUCGUGGGUCAACAUGAUUGUGUGACUAUAAUCAACAAUUUCUUUCCUCGAGAGAGACUGGAUUAUUACACUAAACCCCAGGGAUUGGAUAAAGAGCCAAAACUGCCCCCAAAGUUGGCAGGCCCACUGCACAAAAUUAUCACCACCACAAAUCUUCAUCCUGUCAAGAUCGUGAUGCUUGUAAAUGAGAAUCCUCUACUGGCAGAUGAAGCAGCCUUGAAUAAAUGCUACAAGGUGAUGGAUUUGAUUUGUGAGAAGUGUAUGAAACAAAGAGACAUGAAUGAAGUAUUGGCUAUGAAAAUGCAUUAUAUCAGCUGUAUCUUUCAGAAGUGCAUUAACUUCUUAAAAGAUGGAGAGAACAAACUGGACACUCUAAUCAAAAGCUUGCUAAAAGGCCGAGCUUCUGAUGGCUUUCCAGUAUAUCAGGAAAAGAUCAUUAGAGAAAGUAUCAGAAAAUUUCCUUACUGUGAAGCAACACUCCUGCAGCAGUUGGUUCGAAGCAUUGCUCCUGUUGAAAUUGGUUCUGAUCCCACUGCAUUCGCUGUACUAACGCAGGCCAUCACUGGUCAGGUGGGUUUUGUGGAUGUUGAAUUUUGUACCACCUGUGGAGAAAAGGGAGCCAGUAAAAGAUGUUCUGUAUGCAAAAUGGUCAUAUAUUGUGAUCAAACUUGCCAGAAAGCACACUGGUUUACUCAUAAGAAAAUCUGUAAGAAUCUGAAGGACAUUUAUGAAAAGCAACAAUCGGAGGCUGGCAAAGAAAAGAGUCAAGAGGAGAAGAAUGGCAAACUCGAUGUCAAUUCUAAUUGUGUUAAUGAAGAACAAGCAGAGGCUGAAACGGGUAUCUCCCAAGAGGAUUCCAAUCCUAAAGAUUCUGUGGAAGGGGAGAAAGAAGCUCCAGGAAGGGACGAAGGGCGAGUGGAGGUCCCUGCAGGUCCUCAGCUAUCUGAGGAGUAAAGGCCAUGCAACCGUAACUGUAGCCUUUGCCAGCAUGAUUGGUCCUCCUGCUGGCCAGCAGCUGGAUGGCUCCCAUGAACACAUCUUCAUUGCUCCGUGAGACUACCUGCAUGGCUCCACAGUGGGAGGGCAAAGCUCUGUCUACCAUGCCCUGAUUUCCUAUUGGCUUCUGAUUUGCAAUCGAACGGCUAUUCCUAUAGAGCAAUUUUUCUUUCAGAAUACAACAAAACCAUUUCCAUUCUCUUUCUGAGACUGACUCCUCGGCAGUUUGCCUGAAAGAAAAAUGAAUCCGCAUACAGAAGAAAUGUAGGCUCUAGGGACCAACAGCACAGGUGUGAAAGAGAAAGAAAAUUUUUAUGGCUACAGAAAUAGGCUUAAAAAAAUCCUAACUUAUCUGUGAAUAAAGUACAUAUAAAUAGCAUUUAUUAUAGUGAAGUUCUACUUAUCCAGAUCUGAUAAAUUGAAGAAAAACUGUAUGCUAAACAGUCUUUGCUGUAGUUCAGCCAAGUGUUGUUUUAUAUAGGAACUAGUCUGAGAAGUUUGAACUUUACGUGGUUCCUGCAGAGAGAUUCUCUCUACAUUUGUAGAGAGUAUUUUUACCUUCCUUCAGAAAUGUCACAUCCUUCGAAGGAACCGGAACAGGAACUAGGGCUCUCUUAGCACAUGCUUUAAGCAAAGCACUUCUUAAAAUUUGUGAUUAAAUACUGGCUAAAUCUACUGUCUAUGUAGUUCUUGUAAAACUGGGUGCCAUAUUCCACCCUAAAAGGCUGACUUUUACCCUCUCACUGGCCUUUCAAAGGCCACAUCCUUUCAAAAAACUGUAACUAUUGUUUAGAGAGGGACACAAGCCUGUAAGUUUUAGUACAUGUGUUUACAGAGAGCUUGGAUUUGGUUAUCUGAAGGUCUUGCUCUUUUUCACAUUUUCUUGUGUUGAUUUUAAAAUAAAUCAUGCCUAUGGGUAUAAAUAGCUUGUUUCAUAAUUUAUUAUUGUCAGAGAGUAGCAAAUUAUAGAUUAAAUUAUAGAUUAAAAUCUAAC